CUACCUCACGCACCUGGCAACACAGGAUGUUUCACUUCUCGAUUUUCGGUUUCAAAGCCACGUUCUUGUCAGGUGUGAAAUGAAUGAAAGCACAGGCCUCUGCUACCGUCCAGUAUGGGUUGAAAGGGAGCUUAACCUGUCUGUGCUUUACAAAUUCUCUAGAGGACAUUACAGAGCUAAAAUGGAAAGUCAACACUAAGUUAAUUGUUAAUAAGGGAAAUGUAACUAAUUCAUUCAGAGACAGGUUUCAGUACAACAGAGUGAACCACAGUCUGUAUAUUAGGAGUCUGAAGGACACAGACAGUGAUAUCUACAUUGUAACUACAACCUAUAAAAACGACUCAGAAUUCACUAACAGCUAUAAACUGAUCGUGGAAGAAGCUGUAUCCAUGCCAGUUGUGAAGAUAACACCUUUCGACUUUAAUUCAUCCGCCGGAACCUGCAACAUGUCAAUCAACUGCUCUGUGGGAAGCAACUGGGCUGCCUUCAUCUGCGAUGACGACUCACAUGAUAGUCGGUGCACGUUAUCAUCAUCAACCACCAACGUCUUCAUCAACAUCUCGAAGCUUAGCGGGAAUGUUGAGUGUACCGGCAAGAACAAUGUUAGCAAGAAGACGCUCUUAAAGUCCACGAAUUACAUAUGUCCAGAUGGAACUACAGCUCCUGUUAUAACUCCACAUUGGUGGCCAGAUUAUUGGUGGUUUAUAUUGGGGGGUCUAGCCCUGAUAGCCAUUAUAGUGGCGAUAUUGAUUAUACUAAAGUGUCAGAAAUCUUCCCAAAACUCACAGGAAACUUCUCGACCUGUGAAAGAUUCAACAAUGACAGGACAUGAAAAUCCAAGCUACAGCACAGUACAGGAACAUGCGUCCGUAGUGACAUUUGGGGUUCAAACCGAAGCAGAUGGGACCACGUCUCUCUACGACACUGUUAGAGACCAAGUGAACAGUCCUGCGUCGAGGGAGCCGGAAACUUCCGUCUACAGCACCAUCCAGAAACACGGGUCAGCGGCAGAGGCCGACGUGGCGGCGAUGGAAAAAGUAGCUGACAAAACCACGUCGGUGUAUGAAGUGGCUACAGAGCCUGAAAGUCAUUGCAGGCUCAAAGGCAGAGUGAGAGCAUCAACACCGGACAAGGCUGUAGCAGACACGAUAUAUUCAACUUUACAAGCCGUCUGCCCAGUGGAUGAUGGUAGUGUGUGAGGUGAUCUGAAACAGGUGAACUGUGGGAGGGGAACUUCAGGAGAUGAACUGUGGGAGGUGAACUUCAGGAGGUGAACUGGAGGUGAUCAGCAACAGGUGAACUGUGGGAGGUGAACUGUGGGAGGUGAACUGCGGGAGUUGAUCUGCCGGAGGAGCUACCAGUCUAAAGGACGCAAACCCCUGUUAACCCCAGACAGAGAUGACAUAUGGUCGCACAGCGCCCCCAAGUGGACAGCAAAAGUAGACAGAAGGAUGUUGGUUUAGUAGUACUCAUGCUUUCUGCUUCUCUGGGCUCCUCCUGGCCUGCGUGCCUCAGAGCAUGUACCAUGCUGCCCUUCAGUCCCUGCUGGAGACACCUCAGAGCAUGUAGGUCAGAUGGCUGUGCAGUUAGUGAAUUGGGCUUGUAAUCUGAAAGUUGCCGGUUCGAUUCCUGGCUGUGCCAAAUUACAUUGUGUCCUUGGGCAAGGCACUUCACCCUACUUGCCUCCGGGGGAUAAGAGCGUCUGCUAAAUGACUGAAUGUAAAUGUACCAUGCUACCCUUCAGUCCCUGCUGGGAGACAAUGUGAAUAACACGAGGACUUCCUGUGCCUGUCCUCUCUGAGGCGAUGUACCGCAGUAACUGUUACUGUAGUAACGCUUGUUUUACGGUUUCUUACCUAGAAACCUAAAACCACUUCGCAUUACAAGUGCAUCGUGUUGCUGCAGUAAAACCACAAUCUGUAGUAACUAACAGUGUUAAAAUGUUUAAUGAUUCUAGUACUUAUUCAGCUUAUGUAUCAUAUGUAACUGUACAUAGUAUAUCUAUGUGUUUCAUGUUUCUGUGACUUGAUUCUACGUAAGUUGGUUCUUAAAAAAUAUGCCAAAUAUAAACUCCAGUAUCCUUGCCACAAGCUUCCAUUUGCUUUGUUAUACUGCUCUUUUCAAUACUGAAUAUAUAGCACUGCUACGCUGACCAUAUUUGGAGUUUCUACUAUGAUUUGAGUAACUCCUUUGUGGAAAGAACAAUUACUGAUAAAUCAUCAUAAGUUCAAAAAGCGAGUCAUAACUAAUGAUAAAUGAACAGAUU
This is a messenger RNA of Hypomesus transpacificus, 2266 nucleotides long. RefSeq lists its product as uncharacterized. The coding region runs from base 84 to 1199 and encodes 371 amino acids. The record is from RefSeq and is a predicted model, not a curated record. Lineage: Eukaryota; Metazoa; Chordata; Actinopteri; Osmeriformes; Osmeridae. The transcript has 5 exons.